GCACAAGUUGUUGGAGUUAUCUUUCUUGAUGACGCGUCAUCGAUUUCUGUGCACACUAGUGCACAGUUGCCUUUGACAACGAUAAAGCUCCUGAGAAGAACCGGAAAGGUAAAUAUUGUUCGUUUCGUCUCUGUUUGCUUUAAAUAAGAACAGUCAAUAUGGGACCACUCCCUCAAGGCAGUAGAAAUGUCCACAUCAUGGCCAGCCAGGGUCCCGACAUCAACAUGAUGAAGUUUUACAACACGACAAAUUCCACCACGUAUGGCCGAUAUUACGAUAAGUUCAAGCCACGUCCAGGUCGACACACGGGAACAGGAUACCUGUCAAAUUUCCGUCCUGCUGUUUAUUAUAACCAGCGUCUGGAUGAAGUGGACAAUCCUGUCCUUAGUAAAAUUUGUGCCAAGAAUUACCACAGUGUGACAGAGCUACAUUUCCAGCCUUAUAAAGAGAACAGUGGAACAGAACCUCUGCCUGGAAAUGUCCACCAAAAGGGGUCAGGGUUCGUCCGACAGAAACCCAUCACUAACCCAACUGUUGGAGAGGUUAAUAGUGUAUUUAUUGACACCCGUGCUGCUUCGGCCCCGAGUGACAUCCUUCCUAAGAAUAAGCCCCGCCUACACACUCUCCGACCCAAGGACCCUGUAGAACUAGAAAAUAAUGGAUAUGGUCCAAAGUAUAUGCUUUCUGAAACCAAGCAUCAAUUUCUGGGAGAACAGCCAGAUAGAAUGGAUUUGACCAACAAGACUGUAGGCCCACAUGAGGAGAGUGGAUUCACGCACGCCUAUAAUGUAGAACCAAUUACAUACAUCCCAGGAUCACCUCACAAAAACGAACUUCCGGGUUGGGCCACAGGGCGACCCACUGGUAGUAGCAUAAUGAAAACUCAUUUCUUACGCUCAGAGUAUCCCAAGGGUAAUGAGCCGUUCCCAGUGUUGUCUCACGGUGCCGAGAGGGGUACAGGAUUUACCCGGGAGAAAGCUAAACCUCUCUAUGUCAACAGAGUCAUGGCAGAUGCCUAUGACAGGGCUGAGAACAUCCCCCCUAUGAGACUGGACAGAACACAGAAAGUGGACCCCACAGAGUACCUCAAUAUGCAGAAUCCUAACAACCACUCCAGCAUCACAAUGAAGAUGUACCAGGGACAGCAGCGGCCUUCCCCCACGGAGGCUGACAGACUCAACACCACGUCCGUGGGUAACAAGGAAUUGUCUGGAUAUAGCGAGAAUAACGACAGAUUUGUGGCCCAGUCUGAUGAUUACAAGAGAUUCACCACUCACUACGAUACCAGGUUUGGACCAGACCCCACCCCUGUGGGUAAGGACAGGGAGGGCCACACAAGGGGAGCUGUACAACAACAGAAACUGGACGGCUUCACUAAGAGCACCGCUGUCCACUCGUACGGACCUGACGUCCAGUCUACGGCCACACUAAGGAGGCUGGAGCCUUAUGUAUCCAGAUGA
Messenger RNA from Saccostrea cuccullata (small rock oyster), 1460 nucleotides. Its product is annotated as stabilizer of axonemal microtubules 4-like. The transcript has 12 exons. The record is from RefSeq and is a predicted model, not a curated record. Bases 159 to 1460 code for a protein of 433 amino acids. Lineage: Eukaryota; Metazoa; Mollusca; Bivalvia; Ostreida; Ostreidae. Gene Ontology annotation, molecular function: phosphatase binding.